Daldinia loculata is the source of this 1650-nucleotide messenger RNA. RefSeq names its product glycoside hydrolase family 64 protein. The transcript has a single exon. Bases 286 to 1419 code for a protein of 377 amino acids. The record is from RefSeq and is a predicted model, not a curated record. Lineage: Eukaryota; Fungi; Ascomycota; Sordariomycetes; Xylariales; Hypoxylaceae.
CCCAGUUUAAGUCUCUUUGUAAGACUCGGUUUUAGAGAAGUUUGCCAAGUGCUGCUUUAAAAUCAAACAAGGCCUACGUCAUCAAGACUAAGAAUAUUUCCAACUUAAGUACUGCUCGUAGAAACUAAAAACUAGCAUACAUUGACUUUCAAAUCCAACAUUUAACUUCGCUCAUAAAGAUUCUUCUACAGGCAGAUUAACUCGCAGUCUAUCGAUACGUGGUAUUCUUUACACUUACAUGAAAACGACAGUCUACAAUAAAUCUGUAAAACAAAACACGCAACCAUGCCUAAAUCAUUAAAAGUUGCUCUAAAGAAUAAUAGCAAUUCAGACCAAGUCUAUGCGUACAUCACCGGCAUAGCCCUUCAACACAGAGGGCAACGUUGCUUUCUCAAAGCCGACGGGGAGGGUCUUUACUUCCCGCAAAAUCCGCCCCGCAUUGGCUCACCGCUGACCGAAGACUGCGCUAUUCCUCUCGGAACGCCGGGGAACACGGUGACGGUCACGAUCCCACAAAUGGCCGGCGGCAGGAUCUGGUUUUCUCGCGACGCAAAGCUCACCUUCUUGCUUAAUCCCGGUCCUGGUCUAGUCGAGCCCAGCGUCUUAAAUCCGACCGAUCCUAAUGCGGAUGUCGAUUUUGGCUUUUGCGAGUUUACGCUCAACGAUGCGCAGCUUUACGCAAAUAUUAGCUAUGUAGACUUUGUCUCACGUCUGCCGAUGGGCAUCUCACUAGAGCUGGCAAAUGGCUCGGUGCAGAGUGUUGCCGGCAUGGCUCCUGACGGCGUGGAUCGCAUCGCUGAGGGGCUGCGCGAGCAAGCGCAAAAGGAUGGCCGGCCUUGGGACAAGUUGGUAGUCAACCGUAAAGGUAGGAUUCUCCGGGUACUAAAUGCGACGCACGGGAAUGCCGUGCGUGCGAACUUCAGCGGUUACUACGAACCAUAUGUGAAUGAGGUAUGGGAACAUUUCCUCGCCAAGCAGAAAGAAGGCCAGGUCCUGAAAAUCAACACGCAAGCUGCACCAGGCAUUUUAAGUGCCCAGUUCAUGAGUAAUGGCGAGGUACAGGUUGGUAAUGAGAAGUUUGGUAAGCCGAAUACGGCGGACAUCUUUGGCUGCAACAGUGGUCCGUUCACGACGGGACCGUCGCCCACGCGUAACGCCAUCAUCCCGCGCCUAGCUGCUGCAUUUGUGCGCACAGCACUGCUGGAGGCAUACGAACACCCUUCGCAACCGCGCACAUUCUACCAGAGAGAUCCGACAAAUCAUUAUGCUCGCAUUGUACAUGAGCACAAUGUUGACGGAAAAGGUUAUGCAUUUGCUUACGACGACGUGCAGCCGGAUGGCGGUGACGAUCAGUCAGGGAAGGUCAAUGCAGGCGACCCAGUGUUAUUCACGGUAACCGUUGGUGGCGUUCAAACGUAAUACAAUUCGCUACCCCUAUGUUCGGAAGUUUUCAUAUUAUCAUUUUUCGGGUCUACCUCUUAUGAUAUUAAGGGAGAGUCAUUAGAAAGCCCUGGGGUCAGGGGGUCACGGUUGGAUACAAGGUAUUUGAAGUAAGUCAACAUGGUAGCAAACUUAAUAGAGUAAUAUCAAAGUAAGUGCAGCUCAUUUACCAUCUGCAUUUAUCAAUAUAAGAGUUAUCAAGUACACAAA